AUGUCCGGCCGCGGAAAGGGAGGCAAGGGCUUGGGAAAGGGCGGAGCCAAGCGUCACAGGAAGGUCUUGAGGGAUAACAUCCAGGGCAUUACGAAGCCUGCAAUUCGCCGUUUGGCUCGUCGAGGCGGCGUCAAGCGAAUCAGUGGUUUGAUCUACGAGGAAACCAGAGGAGUGUUGAAGAUUUUCCUCGAGAAUGUGAUUCGCGAUGCUGUGACCUAUACCGAGCACGCCAGGAGGAAGACGGUCACCGCCAUGGAUGUGGUUUACGCCUUGAAGAGGCAGGGAAGGACUUUGUACGGUUUCGGUGCCUCUCGCCAUUAUUUUACAACAUCAGAUUCACAGCUUCCCGAUUCAACUAAUUCUCUGUACCAUCCAAAUCCAGUAGUGAAAAUGUCCGGCCGCGGAAAGGGAGGCAAGGGCUUGGGGAAGGGCGGAGCCAAGCGUCACAGGAAGGUUCUGAGGGAUAACAUUCAGGGCAUCACGAAGCCUGCGAUUCGUCGUUUGGCUCGUAGAGGCGGCGUAAAGCGGAUCAGCGGUUUGAUUUAUGAAGAAACUAGAGGCGUUCUGAAGAUCUUCCUCGAGAAUGUGAUUCGCGAUGCUGUGACCUACACGGAGCACGCGAGGAGGAAGACGGUUACCGCCAUGGAUGUGGUUUAUGCGCUCAAGAGGCAGGGAAGGACUUUGUACGGUUUUGGAGGUUAGGUUAUAGGUCGAUUACUCGAAUGAUUUCGGAUCUUAGCUUCAGAUCUGGAUUCUAUUCUCUUACUCUCCUUGUUUAGUUUUAGGUUUUCUGUUAGUUAAUCUCAAUUGUUUAGACUUUGUGAAAUUUACUUCAGUGAAGAUUAAAGAAUGUUGCUAUAAACUGUUAUGGAUUUUUCUCA
This is a messenger RNA of Momordica charantia (bitter melon), 881 nucleotides long. Its product is annotated as histone H4. NCBI's taxonomy places the organism in Eukaryota, Viridiplantae, Streptophyta, Magnoliopsida, Cucurbitales, Cucurbitaceae. Gene Ontology annotation, molecular function: protein heterodimerization activity; structural constituent of chromatin; DNA binding. The record is from RefSeq and is a predicted model, not a curated record. Gene Ontology annotation, cellular component: nucleosome.